CGGGCCGCCGCCGCUGCACCGGGGAACGGGGAGCUGGGAGCGGGGGCGCGGGAGACGAGCGCUAAGAUGGCCGCUCCGGCCGGGGCUGUUUUCAGAUGCUUCAAGUGUUGUCAACAGAGAGUUGUUUGGAUUAUGUGUUCCUCAGCUAGAUUAAAUAAAUGCUAACAAUGGAUAAGUGCCAACACAUUGGGCAGUUGCGGCUUGCUCAAGACCAUUCCAUCCUCAACCCGCAGAAAUGGCAUUGUGUGGACUGCAAUACAACUGAGUCGAUUUGGGCUUGCCUUAGCUGUUCUCAUGUUGCGUGUGGAAGAUAUAUUGAAGAACAUGCACUCAGGCACUUUCAAGAAAGCAGUCAUCCUGUUGCAUUGGAGGUGAAUGAGAUGUAUGUUUUUUGUUACCUCUGUGAUGAUUAUGUUCUUAAUGAUAAUGCAACUGGAGACCUAAAGUUACUACGAAGUACAUUAAGUGCAAUCAAAAGUCAAAAUUAUCACUGCACCACUCGUAGUGGAAGGGUUUUACGGUCUAUGGGUACAAGUGAUGAUUCCUAUUUCUUACAUGAUGGCACCCAAUCUCUGCUUCAAAAUGAAGACCAAAUGUAUACUGCUCUUUGGCACAGGAGAAGGAUACUCAUGGGUAAAAUCUUUCGAACUUGGUUUGAGCAGUCACCCAUUGGAAGAAAAAGGCAAGAACAAUUUCAGGAGAAAUUAGCAAAAAGAGAGGUGAAGAAAAGACGACAAGAACUAUUAGAACAUCAAGCUAAAGCAGAAUUAGAAAGUAUGCCUCCCAGAAAGAGUUUACGUUUGCAAGGUCUAGCUCAGUCCACCACAGUAGAAAUAGUUCCUGUACCGCUGCAAACCUCAGCAUUGCCAGCAAAAGAUAAAGUAGUAUCUACCUCAGAAGAUGUAAGAUUUAAAGAGGCUGAUGACUCCUCUGUUAAACGAAGGCCAACAGUAACUCCUGGUGUAACAGGAUUGAGAAAUUUGGGAAACACUUGCUAUAUGAAUUCUGUUCUCCAAGUAUUGAGUCAUUUACUUAUUUUUCGACAAUGUUUUUUAAAACUUGAUCUGAACCAAUGGCUGGCUGUGACAGCUAGUGAUAAAACAAGAUCAUCUUAUAAGCAUCCUCCAGUCACAGAUACAGUAUUUCAAAUGAAUGAAUGUCAAGAAAAAGAGCCAUAUUCUGUGCACUUCAGACAUCCAAGUUUAUCAUCAGGACUAAGCGGCGGAGCACCAAAGAGUAGAAAGAUGGAACUUAUUCAGCCAAGGGAGCCAAGUUCACAAUACAUUUCUCUUUGUCAUGAACUGCAUACUUUGUUCCAAGUCAUGUGGUCUGGAAAGUGGGCCUUGGUCUCACCGUUCGCUAUGCUACACUCAGUCUGGAGACUAAUCCCUGCUUUUCGUGGUUAUGGCCAACAGGAUGCUCAGGAAUUUCUUUGUGAGCUUUUGGAUAAAAUACAACAUGAACUAGAGACAACUGGUACCAAGUUACCAGCUCUUAUCCCUACUUCUCAAAGGAAACUUAUCAAGCAGGUUCUGAAUGUUGUGAAUAACAUUUUUCACGGACAGCUUCUUAGUCAGGUUACAUGUCUUGCAUGUGACAACAAAUCAAAUACCAUAGAACCUUUCUGGGACUUGUCACUGGAAUUCCCAGAAAGAUACCAAUGCAGUGGAAAAGAUAGUACUUCCCAGCCGUGUCUGGUUACUGAAAUGUUGACUAAGUUCACAGAAACCGAAGCUUUAGAAGGAAAAAUCUACAUGUGUGACCAGUGUAAUUCAAAACGUAGAAGGUUUUCCUCAAAACCAGUUAUACUCACAGAAGCACAAAAACAGCUUAUGAUUUGCCACCUACCUCAGGUUCUCAGACUCCAUCUGAAACGAUUCAGGUGGUCAGGACGUAAUAACCGAGAGAAGAUUGGUGUUCAUGUUGGCUUUGAAGAAAUCUUAAACAUGGAGCCCUAUUGCUGCAGGGAAUCCCUGAAGUCCCUCAGACCAGAAUGUUUUAUGUAUGACUUAUCUGCUGUGGUAAUGCACCAUGGGAAGGGAUUCGGCUCAGGACACUACACUGCCUACUGUUACAAUUCUGAAGGAGGGUUCUGGGUACACUGCAAUGAUUCCAAGCUAAGCAUGUGCACUCUGGAUGAAGUACGCAAGGCCCAAGCUUAUAUCUUGUUUUAUACCCAGCGAGUUACUGAGGGACAUUCUGAGCUCCUGCCUCCAGAACUCCUGAAUGGUAGCCAACAUCCCAGUGAAGAAGCUGAUACCUCUUCUAAUGAAAUCCUUAGCUGAUCCAAAGACAGUGGGGGUUUUCUUCUUGUGAUUUGUAUAUAUACUUUUUAAAAGGGCUGACUUAACAAUUGUGGGCUUCACUGUUUUUAUUUUUACUUACUAAUCAGUGCACACUGUGUUUACACAUUUUGUAUCUAACUGCAACAGAUCUUUUUACAGAGAUUAAGUUAGCUUAAGUAUAUGUGUAUCAAUGUCAGUAGGUAAUUUUUGUUAAAUACUUGGGAGUUUUAAACUUUUAGUGUUUACCUCAGACUGAUGUUACCUCUUUCUUGUGUUUUGAUGUCUUAAUUGGCUCAGAUCAUGAAUUUGUGCAAUCUUCUACUGAAGAAGUUCAGAUGGCAUCAUUUUAUACAUUUAUCUUUUAUAGUUAUUUUCUAUACAAAUUCUUAUCAGACAGAUUAAACU
Messenger RNA from Cervus elaphus (red deer), 2690 nucleotides. It is a transcript of the gene USP44, whose product is annotated as ubiquitin specific peptidase 44. Gene Ontology annotation, biological process: protein deubiquitination. The record is from RefSeq and is a predicted model, not a curated record. NCBI's taxonomy places the organism in Eukaryota, Metazoa, Chordata, Mammalia, Artiodactyla, Cervidae. The transcript is spliced from 6 exons. The coding region runs from base 159 to 2285 and encodes 708 amino acids. Gene Ontology annotation, molecular function: zinc ion binding; cysteine-type deubiquitinase activity. Gene Ontology annotation, cellular component: cytoplasm.